AUCUAUAGACUCUCCAUGCAAGUUAUCCUCUCCUUUUUUUUCCCCUUCAAAAAGGCAAUCUCACUUCAUUAAUUCUCGUAAACCGAUCGAACCCUACAUGAUAAGUUUUCUUUGGUAAAAGGUUAAUUUCCCUACCUGAUCAUAAUUUGAUCGUUAAAUCUUUUCCAGUAAAGAUGCCAACUCGUUUCGGUUUGUCACCAAGGUUCUUGUUACUCUUUCUCACGUUUUUAUCAGGAACAAAAUGGUCUGAAUCAGCUCGAGUAUUCACGAUCGUGAACUCAUGUGACCAAAAGAUCUGGCCGGCCAUAACUCCCGGAGAAAACUUCAACGGCGGAGGAUUCGAGCUCAAACCGGGUCAAUCCAUCGUGUUCACCGCACCAGUAGGCUGGUCAGGCAGAAUUUGGGGACGAACCGGCUGCAAAUUCGACUCAACCGGAACCGGAACCUGCGAAACCGGUUCAUGCGGCUCAACCCUAAAAUGCUCAGCCUCCGGAAAACCACCGGCUUCACUAGCCGAGUUCACAUUAGCCGCAGUAGAUUUCUACGACGUGAGCCUCGUCGACGGAUUCAACCUCCCAAUGGCGGUAACUCCGAUGAACGGAAAAGGAAACUGCAGCGUGGCUGGAUGCGUCGCUGAUCUUAGGCCACAUUGUCCGUCGGAGCUCGCCGUUAAAUCAAACGGAAAAGUGAUAUCGUGUAGGAGUGCUUGUGAUGUGUUUGAUAGAGAUGAGUAUUGUUGCAGAGGAGUUUAUGGGAACCCCGUGGUGUGUCAACCAACAUAUUACUCAAAGAUCUUCAAGCAAGCUUGUCCUACUGCUUAUAGUUAUGCGUAUGAUGAUCCGACCAGUAUCUUCACUUGUUCCGCCGCUGAUUACAUCAUCUCUUUCUGUUCCUCCAGGAAGAAGCCAGUGUGCACGUACCAUGAUAACAAGCUGGGAUGCAGCAACGGAUUCAGGACCAUGACUGGGGGAUUCUGGCUUGUAUUGAUAUUUUCUCUUGUUGUUUUUAGUUAAGAAUAUGGCGUCUCGUAACUUUAGAUAAAUAAGGUUUUUUUUUUUUCCUCUCGUGGAAAAUUUCUCAUUUGUUCAUAUUUAGAUUUCAUGUGUUGGUAAAUGUAAGGUUUGUUGAGUGUGAUAGAAACACACAUAACUGCAGGUCAAAAUGUAAUCGUAUAAUGAUGGUCAAAACUGUGAAAUUCAAAACUUCAGGUCAAAAUUACGAAAUAUCUAAAAUAGCAGAUAAAAAC
Messenger RNA from Camelina sativa (false flax), 1246 nucleotides. Its product is annotated as pathogenesis-related thaumatin-like protein 3.5. The record is from RefSeq and is a predicted model, not a curated record. NCBI's taxonomy places the organism in Eukaryota, Viridiplantae, Streptophyta, Magnoliopsida, Brassicales, Brassicaceae.